This is a messenger RNA of Pogoniulus pusillus (Red-fronted tinkerbird), 4496 nucleotides long. It is a transcript of the gene EYA1, whose product is annotated as EYA transcriptional coactivator and phosphatase 1. Gene Ontology annotation, molecular function: protein tyrosine phosphatase activity. NCBI's taxonomy places the organism in Eukaryota, Metazoa, Chordata, Aves, Piciformes, Lybiidae. Bases 628 to 2382 code for a protein of 584 amino acids. The transcript is spliced from 19 exons. Gene Ontology annotation, biological process: cell differentiation; negative regulation of extrinsic apoptotic signaling pathway in absence of ligand; multicellular organism development. The record is from RefSeq and is a predicted model, not a curated record. Gene Ontology annotation, cellular component: nucleus.
UGCGGCCCGCGAAUGCUGCCGGUGCCCUCCGGACUGCCCGCGCGCAGGCCUCGCCCUGCCAAGACAGCGAGGCAGCUGCCAGCCGCGCUCGGGGGGAUUGACGAGCGGACGUCGCCCACCGCCCCGGGCGCAGGCUCCCUCGGGGCCCACCCUUCCUGUCUCCCAUAAACCCUUCUGCUAAAAAAUAAAGCGGGGUGCGGGAGCGAGGCAGCAGCGCUCUCGAAGCCAGCUGGCUCCGGCAGAGGGCUGCCGCCGGAGCGAGGGGGCGUGCGGGCGGCCGAACCGCACCGCGGAAGUUUCCUCUCUGCCGCCUUCUUAAAACCCCUCCCCGCCCAGCGCAACUUGCAGCCAGGUGCCCCUCCCGGGGAGCUGCCGCCUCAAAGGGCCCGCAGAGUCACUGAAGUACAAUCUAGAGUGAUAUCAAGCAGAGACUGAUCUUCACCAAAAAAAGUGUUACUGGCACAAAGAGCAGCAGUAGAAGAGUUCCUGGCUGCCUUUUUUCCAAAUGCUGACAGUGUGUGUGUGCUGGGACUGCGCCUAUGUAAUCUGGGAGAAUAAAUCUUUAAUGGAAGACCCUCAGGGAAUAAAUAGGAAGUCUCCUCUUAUCUACAUUUGAGAGGCCUCUGGAUGUCUUGCUCUUCCCCGUGUGUCUUCGUUUUCCCUGAUGUUCAUGGUACUUGUUCGCAGGGUAGCAGAGUGGGAAGAACUAAGCUGCGUCACAUUAAAACAGAACCAAUGAGCAGCAGUGAGAUUGCUACUGCUACUACCACGACAGACGGGUCUUUAGACAACUUCUCAGGAUCAGCAAUUGGAAGCAGUGGUUUCAGCCCAAGACAAACACAUCAGUUCUCCCCACCACAGAUUUACCCUUCCAACAGACCAUACCCACAUAUUCUUCCUACCCCCUCUUCACAAACAAUGGCUGCGUAUGGGCAGACGCAGUUUACAACGGGGAUGCAACAAGCUACAGCUUAUGCCACAUACCCCCAGCCUGGCCAACCCUAUGGAAUUCCUUCAUAUGGUGCAUUGUGGGCAGGCAUCAAGACAGAAGGUGGAUUGGCACAGUCACAGUCUCCUGGACAGACAGGAUUUCUAAGCUACGGUGCCAGCUUUAGCACACCUCAACCUGGACAGGCUCCCUAUAGCUACCAGAUGCAAGGCAGCAAUUUCACAACAUCAGCAGGAAUAUAUGCAGGAAAUAAUUCACUCACAAAUUCUACUGGAUUUAAUAGCUCACAGCAGGAAUACCCCGCUUACCCUGGGUUUGGCCAGGGACAGUAUGCACAGUAUUACAACAGCUCGCCGUACCCUGCACACUACAUGAACAGCAGCACCAGCCCCACGACGCCCUCCUCCAAUGCCACAUAUCAGCUCCAGGAGCCACCAUCUGGCAUCAGCGGCCAGGCGGUCACAGAUCUUGCAGCAGCAGAAUACAAUACAAUCCACAGUCCAUCGACACCCACUAAAGAUUCAGAUUCAGACAGAUUGCGGCGUAGCUCAGAUGGGAAAGCACGUGGACGUGGCAGAAGAAACAACAACCCUUCACCACCACCUGACUCUGAUCUAGAGAGAGUAUUCAUUUGGGAUUUGGAUGAGACAAUCAUCAUUUUCCAUUCCUUGCUUACAGGGUCCUAUGCUAACAGAUAUGGAAGGGAUCCACCCACUUCUGUGUCUCUUGGGCUCCGAAUGGAAGAGAUGAUUUUCAAUCUGGCGGACACGCAUCUGUUCUUUAAUGAUUUAGAAGAAUGCGACCAGGUUCACAUUGACGACGUGUCUUCAGAUGACAACGGGCAGGAUCUCAGCACCUACAACUUUGGGACCGAUGGCUUUCCCGCGGCGGCCACCAGCGCCAACCUGUGCCUGGCGACAGGCGUGCGCGGCGGCGUGGACUGGAUGCGGAAGCUGGCAUUCCGCUACCGCCGCGUCAAAGAGAUCUACAACUCCUACAAGAGCAACGUCGGAGGUCUUCUUGGGCCAGCAAAAAGAGAGGCUUGGUUACAACUAAGAGCAGAAAUUGAAGCUUUGACAGAUUCUUGGUUAACACUUGCACUGAAAGCACUCACCCUUAUUCAUUCAAGGACAAACUGUGUGAACAUUCUUGUAACAACUACUCAGCUAAUUCCAGCUCUGGCAAAAGUCUUGUUGUAUGGACUAGGAGUUGUAUUUCCCAUAGAAAAUAUUUACAGUGCAACUAAAAUAGGAAAAGAAAGCUGUUUUGAGCGAAUAAUUCAGAGAUUUGGAAGAAAAGUGGUGUAUGUUGUUAUAGGGGACGGCGUCGAGGAGGAGCAAGGCGCAAAAAAGCAUGCAAUGCCAUUUUGGAGGAUCUCAAGCCACUCUGAUCUUAUGGCCCUGCACCAUGCCUUGGAACUGGAGUACUUAUAGCAGCUCACCAGCACUUUGAAACCUCAGAGCCUCCUCCUGCCCACGGCUGGGCUGCCUGUGUCUUGUGUCAGCACUGAUCUGGAGAACGUUGUGAUUACAGCAGGCUGAGGUGCAGCUGCAGUUGGUCUGAGCCCCUGCCCUUGCAGUGGGCAGAGGAGCAAGUCCUUAUCUUCAGCAGCUGUUGGCUCUGUGAGCCCCAUGACAACAAGGAGCCGUGUGGAUGUUGGAAGAACUCAUCCUUACCCUGUCUGCUACCAAGGGGGAACACAGGAGGGGAAAAGAAGGAAGCUGAAGGUUCAUACCUGUGAGGAAGAAACAGGGACCUGUGUGUGCUUUGUAGUUUCUGGGCUCUUCAGCGUGACUCAGACCACCUCUUCAUGCAGCAAACUUUGAUUGCACAGUGAAGACUGAGACUUUUUCAAAUUACCCAUGGAGUAAUUUUCCUGAAGGUUUACUUUUUUGUUUCCUCAUACCCAGGGUACUCUACAUCUUAUUUAUGAACAGACUGUAUUUUGACAUCACAUAACUGAGGACAUGUGUAAGAGGAUUGAAGGCUAUUGUAAGCCUUUGCCUCAUGGUACAAGCAACUACUUUUGAUUUUAGCACAUUGCAGAGUAGUUUAAAAUAUGUCUAAUUUAAGCUAUAGGUACAUCACUGAGACAAUCAUGUACAGGAAGAAUUUUUUGUGUAAAUUUGUAAUAAUGAAUGAUUCUUUUACAUAUUGCUAAGGUAAAUGCUGCUGAAAGGUGGCAUUGCCUCGAUGGUCAAAGAGUGAGGCCACCUCUGCACGGCCACUGUGCAGAGCCUUACAGCGCCUUGGGUAUAAAUAUGUAGAUAAUGAAGUUUUUAGAUACAUUUGUCAAGACCAAAAGCAUGGAUGUCAAGUGUCAGUAGGAAUUGGGCUUUGCUCUUCUUGGAUGUUUCUCUGCCUUUUUCAUCUCUCACCUACUCUGAUUAUGAAAAUAGUGAUUUCUUUCCCCCCACAAAGGAAAUGCAGAUAAAACACAACUGAAGAAGAGCCUUUCGCUGUCUUCUGCUUCCUGUCUUAAAUGUAACACAGUAACCUCUGUUUUAGAGUUUUGGAAAAUGGAUUUGACUCAUUCCAUAAAGAAAAAAAGAAAAUUAAUGUAUUUUGAGAUGUGACUUCAACUGGGAUCUGGGUACCAAGCAGGUUUUGUCUUAUCCAAAAAAGUGAGGGGAAACUACCAUCAUUGCUGUUUUCAGAAAGGAGAAUGGUGUGGAGCAGUGGAACAAGGAUACUCAUGGACACGUUACUCCUCUGCACCGGGAGUCAAAUUGCGCUAAGGUACCACCUCCAUUGCCGGCAGUGGAAGCAGUGAAAUAGUUAUCACCAAGGGCUUACCAUUUCCCUUUGUGCCCAUUCACAGGAGAAACCAAGAGUGUGUCUCUGACUUGAAACUUUCUAACCUUGAAGACUAUAAGCUGUUUGGUCAGGCAGGCUGCUGGGCUGGCUUGCAUUGUCUCCUUCCCUUUGCCUGACGUAGCUCUCUUUGUUCAGAGGCCUCAGCUUUGCUGGUUCCUUUUCCAGCUGCUGUUGUUGUGUUCUGCUAGAAGCACCAGCCUAGAGCAGCCUCUCGCAAGACUGCAGAGCUCCAGUGUCGCUACAAACCUGCAGCCUUUGCCCCUGGAAGAGUCGUGUUGCUGCUAGAGCUCGGUGCCUGUGCAGUGUUUUGUUAGCAGCGGAGCAGUCUGUGCCUGCCAAGCCUCACACUCGUGCUUUGCUUCACCCGCUGCGAGUGCGGAGCUGCGCACAGCCUGCGGCAAGCGCGCUCUGGGUGCUUCUUAGACUGAGACUGGCCUUAGCCUCUUUUUUCCAGAAGCAGACAGUGCUGGGGGGUUCAGUCUUCUUCUUCUUCUUUUUUUUUUUUUUUUUCUCUUAGGUGGUUUGGUUUUUUGGGGUUUGUGUUUUUGUUUUGGGUUUUUCUGGGUUUUUUCCUGGGCUUUUGUAUGUUUGUGGGUUUGUUUGUUUGUUUGUUUGUUUGUGGUUUUUUUGUGGCUCUUUCCAAUUUUUAGUCACUCAUGGAUUGAAAAAAACCCAGUUUAUCUGGGCUUUAUUGUACAAAAAGCUCUGUUUUAAGUUAAUAAAAUUGAGU